AUUCUCCGGCCCGUCUUUCAACAACUUCUUUGUCUUGACCUUUUAUCAUUUGUUUAAUUUUGCAAAGACAACCAAACUCUCAAUCAGUUACUCUGCUCACAAUAAUUCAACAUCCCGUCAAUAAUAUCUAUCGUAUGCCUGUUGGUCUCAGGAUCUCCUUCAGGGAAGCGAACCCGCAGAUAUAACGUGUGCUUGGUUCAGGUCUCGGCGUUUCCUUUAGCGUUUCCCCCGUGUCGCUCCAGCCACUCUGCAUUUGGACCAAGACGUUGACGGGCUGCUAAAAAGAGUCUCGCCCGUCCGUCCACCCAAAGACAAGGCACAGCACAGACCUGCCCCUCUCGUCCUUCCACCUCGCAGUUGGCCGCCCCAAUCCUGCCGCAAGCCAAUAAGUCAAAUCCUAGCUUGAGCUGGUACAUCACUAGCGGGUGGAAGCUAAAGUGAAAUUCUCUCUGCCUGGGCACUUGUCUCGUCUGCGAUUGCCAACAGCCGCCUUUCCAAUCUUGAAUUGACGACCGCCCAUUUAAUCCCACCUCGGUUUUCUUUUCUUCUUCUAUUUUUAUUAUUAUUAUUAUUUGCGCCUGUGUGCCCGCCACUACGCACCACGUCAAGUCAGGCAAAUACCAAGAAAACUGGCCCAUUUCGAAUUGGGCGAAGCUCUUGAAAAGGACAACAUCUCGGCCACACCCGCAGCAACCUGUUCAAUAGCACGCGUGUCGCGUGUGCUCGGCUGGGUCAGGAUCGUCGCUACAUCAUUCGGUUUGGUGUGGUGCGACAGACAGCCAUCGAGGCCCUACCCGACCAUGGGCCGCGCAUAGUUCUUUUCGCAACUCGUUCGCUUGCUAGGAGAUUAUUGCUGCAGUUUUUGCGGUUUAGGAUCCCCCAAGCAACAUUGACUUGGCUUCCUCUAUAGUCAGCUUCCCCAUAGCCACGUUCCUCGUUUCAAGGACUGGCGAAGAAGGCCACCUUUCGAGCCCAAGUUUCAACCGGCGAAUCCGGAGCCAGAGGACCGGUAACCAUAUCCGGGCGAAUGCACCUUGGGAAUCUUUUGCACUUAUUACUUGAUUAUUUGUUGUCAUUCUACGACUUUCGGCAACCCUUUUUUCAACUGGACUCUAUCGGCGGCUUGGUCUGCCCCUUCCAGAUAUUCUGUUUAAUAUUGCCCUCCGUCGCUGUUCCGGCGUGGACCCGAUUCAUCGACACUGCGGCAACUCGCAAACGAUUUCGAAACGAAACGAACUGCUCCUGUAAACACUAAAGCUGGCGACUUCAGAGCAACCGUCUUUACAAGUAGUGGGCUCACUCGUCUUUCACGAACACCAGACAGACCGGCACACCCUUGAGCUUACUAGAUUAUCAUUUCCUUCGAUACCCCAUUGUCGAUAGAUUUCCUCACUUGCACUUCACUACUACUUACAUCUUUGACACUUUGAUCGGCAAUAUUGUUUGUAUCUCGAUAUCUCACGACAGCCUUUGCUUCUUAGAGUGCAAGGCUUUAGAAUUACGCACCCGCAGCAUUCUUUCGUGUAUCUCAAAACAGAAUCGAGACGACUGCUCGACUUUUGAACUCUUCAAUUAUCACCAUGAGUUCUGGUACUUUGAAGGCUGUUCCCCAGCCCAAACCUGGCCAGGGCCAUCCAGUGGGAGGUCCAAGUAGCCAGGCAAUCUUGUUGGAGAAGCUCAACCGGCGCGCAACACCAGACUCGGAGGCGCUCGCCAGCUCCGACGAUGACGGCGAUCACCGCCAAGACCAAAACCAACCAGUGGUACAACCUCACAAACCAGUCCGUCGAGCUUCAUGGCUGAACGACACCAGUCAGUCUGCUAUUCGACCUCGCAAGGAUUCAUUUGCGAGCAGCACAAUGUCUCCCACCGCAUCUCACCCAAGCACACCGUCUGUGGAGACCGGUGCCUCGACGUGGGGUAAUCUUCCGGGGCAGACUGCAAGCCUCAGCCGUGCACACACUGCCGGAAAUUCCAACUUCCCCUGGGGAACUGCCAUCUGGGGCUCUGAGAGGAAGGAGUUACCGUCCAGGCUGGCAGAACAUAUUCCUUCACCCACGACGGCCUUCCCGCCGGGAACUACUGGUUCUCCCUUUGGGAAUCCCGAGCAUGGCCUUGCCCAAACAUCUCCGGGUCCCAGGGAGCCGGUUGCUAAUUCACAAAUCCCUUUUGCGAUCCCCCUACACCCUACGCCAAAGACCUAUCGGUCUCAGUCGUAUUCUGUAGGUCAAUUGGACCCGGAUACCCCGACAAACCCGAUGAUGCCCUCCUCUACAAUGGGAAGUCGGACCCGGCAGCUGCCUCACCCUGGCCUACAGCACCGUCCUUCCCGUCCCAGUAUGCUCAGUGAGAUGUCGAACGAUGGAAUGCUCGGCAAGGUGAAGGAGGUUGAGGACGACGACGAGAGUAGCGAGUCCAUGAGUGGGAGCCAACAGCAACAGCAGUCAGCCGAAUCUAAAACUAUCGAGUUCUUGACCCGAGAGAAUGCCAUGUUGCGGCAACAACAGCAAUACCACAACUCCCGUCUGAGGCCCCGGGCUUCUACAGGCUAUGGACUUGGCGGCAACGGAUACGGCAUGCAAGCAUCCGUACCCGAGGAGUCUGAUUAUGCAAUCGAUGAGCUGGAGGAGUCUCAGGACAGUGAAUUUGCCAGAAGGGCUUACGGCCGUAGGAUGAGUGAAUUCGGUGUUCCAGGAGGCACUUCUCAGUUCCGAUCGCCCUUCUCCGCAGAGAACCGCAAGAUCGAGACCAUGAAAAAGGCAUAUUGGCACAGUGCUUUAGGCUUUGGAGGUCUUGGAGACCAGCCGCAAAGCCGCAGGCAUUCAUUUGCCGAUGUGCCCCAGAGGCAGGCGUCUAUCAGCUCGCUUGGUGAGCACUUGGGACAAGAGGUGUUGUCACAAGAGCCUCAGUCCGGACUCGACUUUACGUCGCCAUACGCGGAUAACUCGGCCUACCAGACUAACUCUACCGCUACGUACUUUACCGGCGGUUCUGGUUUGCAGAUGGCACAGCAAGCUAUGGGCCCAUCGGCUGGGUAUCCUAGCCCGUACCCAUACUCAAUGAAUGCUGCCAUAUCUCACCGACCCACGUCCCCACACCGUGCCAUGUAUGGUAUCAGCCAGCCGAACCGCCUGACACCUUUGCAUGUGGUUCUGUUCAAGUGCGCCCGAGCCGACGUCUUCUAUAUUCAGGAAGGCACGGGUCUCACUGUCAAGGCUGGCGACUUGGUCAUUGUGGAAGCAGACCGUGGAACCGACCUGGGAACGGUUGCAGCAGAGAACGUCGACUGGAACGAGGCCAAGCGUCUGAAGGAGCACUAUGCUGAGGAGCAGUAUAAAUGGCUCAUGAUGUACUCUCAGAAUGCCGGCGUCGCCCAAGACGGUGUAGGCGCGGGACUUAUGGCUGCGUCGAAUGGCGGCAGUGCUAUUGGUGGCAUGGGGCCUCCUGGUCAACACCACAUGCAGGAGCCUCCUAGCAGCGGCGAGCUGAAGCCGAAGCUCAUCAAGCGACUCGCCCAGGCCCAUGAGAUCCAGAACCUGCGGGACAAAGAAGGCAAUGAAGCCAAAGCAAAGAGAGUCUGCAUGCAGAAGGUUAAGGAGCAUGGUUUGAACAUGGAGAUUCUCGAUGCCGAGUUCCAGGUAGACUGGAAAAAAUUGACUUUUUACUACUUUGCCGACUCGUACAUCAACUUCAACUCCCUCGUCACGGAUCUCUUCAAGAUCUACAAGACCCGCAUAUGGAUGUCAGCCAUCAACCCAGCUUCGUUUGCAACUCCGCUCGGUUUGCAAGCUCCCAGCGGCGUUGGUCCGGGAGCGGUUGGGCUCGGCCGCGGUGGCGGCGUUACCGGCUCUGAUCGUCGCCAGCAUGCGCAAUCUGAGCCGGUUCAGAGUGCUCGCGGUUUUCAGCAACAAGCAGCAACUUAUACACAGCCUUUUUCGGCUGAAAGGGUAGCCCCGCCAACUGCUACCACUUUCGCGCCUCCCACAUACUUUCCAACCUACGCGGGUUUCCCUGGCUCUGGUCGCGCGCCAGGGUCCAUGCCUUAUGGGAAUACGGGUAUGGUCUCAAGUGCUGACGCGUAUACCGCCGCUGGAUUUUCGCAAGGUGGCAUUGACUAUCGUGCUCGCAUGGCUACCCCACAAUCAUCCGGGCCCGGCCCGCAUGAGGAGGCACUGUCACCUCUCUCUGUGCCAGCAGACAUCGCUGGCCCAUUUCAAAGCCUGUCUCUCAACUCCCGCUGAGCAUCCUGGCUGAAGGUUCAAUUCACAUCAACACGAUCGCUUGGCUUAUAUAUCUUAUCAUCCGCUCGAUCACUACGUGUCUUUAACAAGCAGUUGCAUAUUUUAUCAUGUUUUUUUUAUCAGCUACGACUACCAAUGAGCAUAGACGGUUUCACUCGUUCAGUCAGACGGCAGACAAGACGACGGUUGUAACCUACAAAAAAAGUUACGUUUAUUCACGAGUUCGAUACUGGGUUUUCACGGAUGACAGACAGAUUUAUCAUCCUAUCAGGCUCUUCUAUGGCGUUAAAACGCUUGCUUUUAUUUUCUUCCUUUGGUUCACUAUCGUUGGCCAAGGAUGCGCACAGUUCUGCAUCGUUUGUAUUUCGGGUUCACACCCUGCGACGUUAGACGGGAGCUGCUGCUGGCAAGGGCAAGGCUGGAAUUUGUCGACCUUUCUUGCCUCGAGCGCGUUGAUUUGAUGUGUCUUCAUCUUUUUGUGUUUGGUAUGUUGUGUUUUUUCUUUCUUUUUUUUUCUUUUGUGUUUGGGACAAACUUGCGAGAUGGAAUUGGACUUUGGAAAGAAACAUCAAAAUGGCACAACCUAUAAACAGGGAACGAUACGGAGACUUGAUAGACAGACUCUUUCCCGUUUUGUUUUUAUUUUCUCGUCGCAUGGAGCGAGCGACAUGGCAGGGUAGGUAUGUAAUUAAUUGUCAGAGUCAGACAAGGUCAAGGGGAGGAUUAUUGGAGCGCAGGGAGUGAGAACCACAGCCCUUUGUCUUUUUUGCGCAGGGUUUUAAUUCAUGUAUAUUUGUUAUCAAAUGAUAAGAUUGGGGGUUUUUUUUUGACUAGUAUUAUUUAUAUUUCAUCUUCAAUCCUGGGAGCAGUCCAUGAAUAUACGUUGUCUCGAUUGGUUUGGCUCCCUACAUACAUACCUGGUGGGUG
Messenger RNA from Pyricularia oryzae 70-15, 5168 nucleotides. Its product is annotated as PSP1 domain-containing protein. The transcript is spliced from 4 exons. Lineage: Eukaryota; Fungi; Ascomycota; Sordariomycetes; Magnaporthales; Pyriculariaceae. The record is from RefSeq and is a predicted model, not a curated record. Bases 1581 to 4241 code for a protein of 886 amino acids. Gene Ontology annotation, cellular component: cytoplasm.